Messenger RNA from Schistocerca serialis cubense, 696 nucleotides. RefSeq lists its product as uncharacterized. The record is from RefSeq and is a predicted model, not a curated record. The transcript has 4 exons. Lineage: Eukaryota; Metazoa; Arthropoda; Insecta; Orthoptera; Acrididae. Bases 142 to 579 code for a protein of 145 amino acids.
GCUAUGCACCGCGCCUAUGCGGCAGCCCUAAAGCGUUCCAAGAAGGUUCGAUACGACAGCUGGGGUGUGGUUUCCAGGACGACAGUUUCAACACGUUCGCCAUCAGCUGCCGAGAUCUCUCGCCGCUAACCAUUCUGCAAGAUGUCAGAGCCGGAGGACAAGUGGGUACCGAAGCACCGUACUAGCAGCCGCCCGUGGUUGCUGGGACCACCCGGCGUGACGCCAGAGAAGCACUCCUGCCUACACGACGACUAUCCUCCGCCCGUGACGAUGCGGCCGAGCGUCAAAGGGCGACAGGCGCAGCUGCUGGAGGCGUUCCUGUGGCAGCAGGCGCUGGAGGAGGCAGCCGCCCGGAUGACGCGGCCGCAGCCGGUGCAGGAAUACUCCACCGAGUACCGGCGCCACUUCUACAAGGACGUGCCGCCGUCGCCGCUGCCGCGGGCGCAGCUGGACCUGCACCCGCUGUACUGGGACGCGGCGCUCAGCUACUGGCGAGACGAGACUGGCCGUCGCGCCUUCCGCCGCUGCUCAGAGUUCUCCAAGCCGCUCGGCGAGGAGAUGGACCGCCCUAUGCGCUAGCCGGGCACCGCCUCCUCACCAGACACUGCCCUCACCACAAAUUAACCGAGAGCCCAGCUUCCUGCCUGGCGACAGUCUCUCCCACGGCACGCUUGUACGCACGCUCACGCAAACUAU